Molecule: messenger RNA, 939 nt
Organism: Aspergillus clavatus NRRL 1
Lineage: Eukaryota; Fungi; Ascomycota; Eurotiomycetes; Eurotiales; Aspergillaceae
Exons: 2
Coding region: 1-939 (312 amino acids)
Source: RefSeq, a predicted model, not a curated record
AUGCGGUCGGGGCUUCGGAAACCCGGCGCGAUUCCGUUCAUUGCGCUCAUUCUCUUUUCGAUUCUUAGCUUGGUGCCGUCGCUGGCUAAGGAAUGGGACUUUUACAACCUGCAAAUCGGUUAUCGUGGUCUGAGCCGCAAUGAAGUUCGCCACCUUUCUCCUAUGAAAGACGGCUCUAUCGAUGUUCGACCGAGGACUCGCUCAACCGGGCCGCAGUGCAAAUCAUGGCCUGAUUGCAAAAUGCGUCCGCGACGGGCAUCGUCGGUCGCCUCGCCUGUGAGCGCAGUUGAAAGGGUCACUAUCAUCGAUAGUGAUCCUAUCCCACUGGCCGUCACAAAGCCGUCGAGCCUUGCAAGAGGCGUGCGCGCUUUUAAAACGUUCCUUAUCAAAAAUUGGGACGAGUAUCAGAUUCCACAACCGGUGUCUACGAAGAGUGCGCCUACAGAAGCUUCUCGCUCGCUCCCGCCUUUGGCCAAUUCGUCUCUAAUCCCAGGUACCCACGCCAGCGAGGAGCAAUCACCAAUCACCAACCAAUCAACGCCAGCUCCGAACCGUCUUCUUGACCAGUACCGGAUACGAUUUGCCUCGGGUUAUCACGAUGCCUGGCAGCAGGCCUGCCGCGUCACUGCUGGGUUCCUCGAGAACCUCCUCGCUUCAACUGGGGCAAUAUCAUCACAUUCGAAUAUCUCGAUCCCCGUCUCUCAAUCUCGUGCCACUCCGCCGCUUUUCAUGGAGCUAGAAGACGGAGUUCGUCCGUUGAUGGGGGCGAUUCUGCAAAUCACAUCCGCAGACGUGCCUAGCGAAUCCACAAAUCUAUUGAAUGAGACGACGGCUGCGGGACAGCCGGACGUCGCCCGGGUAGAUCCCGAGCCCAAGAAAAUGCGCGGCAGCUGUAUGGCUAUCGUAAUAGGCUUGGUUGCCGGUGUGAUGUGGUUCUGA